ACAACAGUGGAGGAAAGACAGCAGUGGAUUUGUUCAGGUGGUUCUGUUGGCGUUUUCACCUGGUGUGGCAGUUUUAGCAUCUAUGGACUCUGUGGAGGCAGUGAUCAACCCCAAAUGGCGACCCAAGGACCUUGAUGCUAUUCCACAUGUUGAGAUCCGUCCUAGUGAUAUCUUCCUCAUCACUUACCCCAAGUCAGGCACAGUGUGGAUGCAGCAGAUUCUGGUGCAGAUCAUGGAGGCUGCACAACCUGAUUGGGUAGAAGAUGGCACCAAUAGGAUCCGAGUUCCUUGGCUGGAGGGGAGACUUUUAGAAGACCCUUUCCGAGAAAGACCAGAUCCUCGGAUCUUUUUGUCACAUCUUCCCAUUGGCAUGUUGCCCCUUGGCGUGAAAGAAAAAAAAAUCAAGGUUGUGUAUGUUUGGAGGAACCCCAAAGAUGUCCUGGUGUCAUAUUACCACUUUGCUCACAGUUGGAUGUUUAUUGAAGCGCCUCAGAGCUUUGAGGAUCUCCUUCACCAGUUCCUAAAUGGUCACAGUAGGUUCAGCAUCUAUGGCCCUGUGCCAUUAAUGGAACAAAUUCACCCACUCCAGAUGUACCUCACUUGUGUUUUUGUAUGGCUAUCAUAUUACAGUGUUUUUUUCUGUGCCUCUUACGUUGGAUCAUGGUUUGAUCACGUGAGGGAAUAUUACGCAGCACGAGACCAACUGAACAUCCAUUUUGUGCAGUAUGAGAACAUGCUGAAGGACCUCAGAGGAGAAGUUGUGAAGAUUUGUGCUUUCCUGGGAAAAGACUUGACAGAUGAAGCCAUCGAUCAUGUUGUGGAGAUGUCCACAUUCAAAAACAUGAAGACCAACCCCAAAGCAAACUACAAGGACUUAGUUGAAGGCAUUCAAUAUAAGACAGACACCAUGCGAAAAGGUGUGGCAGGUGACUGGAAGAAUUUGUUCACCGUGGCCCAGAAUGAACGUUUUGACAAAGUGUUCAAGGAGAAGAUGAGUGACUUUCCUCUCACCUGCACCUGGGAGAUGACACAGUAGCUCCUCAACUCAGCCCUUAAGCCUCCCUCUACAUGAGCUCACAGUCAGUUAGAAAGUUUCAUUCUCAGUUUAGGUUGACUACGUGGUGUGUUCAAGAACAUUUGUGUUCAAUAAAUUUGUUUUAUCAGCUUGUUUUAACAGAAACAGUCUCUCUGCUCUCAAGGCAUACAGUCAAUCAAAUCUUGUAGGUAAUUUCAGUUCUUGUUAUUUCAUUUACAUUGACAGGAUAUACAGACAGAUCGAAAUUCCUUGUUUCAUAGGUAGAUGUUCUUAUAAUUCUUUUAAAAUGAUGUAUUUCAAUGGAUUAUACAUGUUAUGUAUGCGGUUUUUAACUUUGUUAAGAUCCUCAUUUUUCCCUUUGUCUCAGUUUUACUA
Messenger RNA from Scatophagus argus, 1411 nucleotides. Its product is annotated as amine sulfotransferase-like. Bases 83 to 1036 code for a protein of 317 amino acids. Lineage: Eukaryota; Metazoa; Chordata; Actinopteri; Scatophagidae. The record is from RefSeq and is a predicted model, not a curated record. Gene Ontology annotation, cellular component: cytoplasm. Gene Ontology annotation, biological process: sulfation. Gene Ontology annotation, molecular function: sulfotransferase activity. The transcript is spliced from 7 exons.